AUGCCGCACGCUAACACGCUAGCGUCUCCCACCAGAUUAUUAGGCGACGACGACCACGAUGGCAUCGGGUCGAACAGCUCGACCCCACCCGGCGCUGCCACCCCACGCCCGGAUUUCACCGACAAACGACUUCCCGGCAUCGUACAUAGCUACUUUGGCCAGGUUUGUGAUUCCCUUCCAAGCCAACCUUUAUCCCAGCCCAGAAAGCCCAAUUCCCUCGUUAUGGACCGCAGCGCGAAGCUCAACCACUGCACCACUCCCUCACCUACACCUGCACCUGAAGCCGAUAUCGCACCAGACUCGACCGAGAAGCAUCCAGCCAUCGCACCCCCUCGAACUUCCUCAUCCACAUCCACAUCCACUCAGAUUCCCAAGCCCGAUCAGAAAGUGCUAACUGAAGGCGCCUUGUCGCCAUCACGACAGAGCACGCCACCACACACCCCUAGAUCCCGCUCGCAAGACCCCAAACCGAAACCGGCCCACACCCCCUCCCACACCCCCUCCAUCCGUUCCUCCGCCAGCGAACCCGUUCCCCCAGUCCGCAACCCGACCGGCAAACUCGCCGUAUGCAUCACCGAAGGCCGAGGCCUACGGCCCAGCCUCGAUCCAUACGUCGUCUGCCAGUUUCAGUGGUCGGAAUACAUCUCAUCAGGCCCGAGAAAGGAUCCACAAGCGCGGAUGCGGGGAGAUGCCGUCGCGAUUCAACGGUCGGAUAGCAGCGACUCGACGAGGCCGAAGGCCAUUCCGAUGAAAAGCAGACAGAGUAGCAGUACGGGGAUGGAUGCGAGGGAGCUGCCGAAAACCACGAAAGUUACGGAUCCGAAGUGGGAUCAUGAGGGAACCUUCGACGUUGUAGGCGGGCAUUCGGAGAUCGACAUCUCCGUGUACGAUCGCUCCAAUCAGGAUGCGUUCCUUGGGCAUAUCCGAUUCUGUCCGACCCUCAUCGAAUACGAAACGGCACAUGACGGCUGGUUCACGCUGGAAGCUCGGGAAGGAGAAGAUGUCGAGAAAGUCACGGGAGAGAUCCAUCUGCGAAUCGCGUUCCACAAGGUGUCAAAAAGGCACUAUGGGCCGGAGGAUUUCCAGAUCCUGAAGCUAAUCGGAAAAGGCACGUUCGGACAGGUCUUCCAGGUGCGCAAGAAGGAUACCGGAAGGAUCUACGCCAUGAAGGUCCUCUCGAAGAAAGUCAUCGUGCAGAAGAAGGAGGUGGCGCAUACGCUAGGCGAGAGGAAUAUCCUGGUGCGGACGGCCAUGGCCGACUCUCCCUUCAUCGUCGCCCUCAAAUUCUCCUUCCAAACCCCCACCGACCUCUACCUGGUCACCGACUACAUGUCCGGCGGCGAGCUUUUCUGGCAUCUCCAGAAAGAAGGCCGCUUCUCCGAAGCCCGCGCGAAGUUUUACAUCGCUGAACUCAUCCUCGCUCUUCAGCAUUUGCACGACCACGAUAUCGUAUACCGUGAUCUCAAACCCGAGAACAUCCUCCUCGACGCGAACGGACAUAUCGCGCUUUGCGAUUUCGGUCUCUCGAAAGCGAACCUGACCGGCAACGCCACCACCAACACGUUCUGCGGCACGACUGAAUACCUCGCACCCGAGGUUCUUCUGGACGAACAAGGAUAUGGCAAGAUGGUAGAUUUUUGGUCCCUCGGCGUUCUCGUCUUCGAAAUGUGCUGCGGUUGGUCGCCCUUCUACGCGGAGGACACCCAGCAGAUGUACAAGAACAUCGCGUUCGGCAAAGUCCGCUUCCCGCGCGACGCGCUCAGCACCGAAGGCCGCAACUUCGUCAAGGGCCUGCUGAACCGCAAUCCGAAGCACCGCCUCGGCUUCACCGGCGACGCUGAGGAGCUGAAAGCGCACCCGUUCUUCGAAGACGUCGACUGGGACGCGCUGAUGAAGAAGAACGUCGUCCCGCCUUUCAAGCCGAAGCUCAAGUCCGAGCUCGACGUCUCCAACUUCGACCCGGAAUUCACCAACGCGCUGAGUAGCGGCGUAGGCUCGCUCAACGCGCGCGCCGCGGCCCUCGCCUCGGGCGUCAACACCGCGUCCACACCGCUGAGUCCGACGCUGCAGGCGAACUUCAAGGGCUUCACGUUCGUGGACGAGAGCUCGAUCGACAAGCAUUUCGACGGGCGGUUCCAACCGGACGCGCACGACUACGACCAGAUGGACGAGGGAGACGAGGACGGGGAUUGGGAUAAGGACUUCCCCGACCCGAAGCGCGGCGACCGGAUGAGCGGGGUGGAGCACGACGAUCAUCUCUUCCAGGGCGGGUUCGAUCCGUAA
Messenger RNA from Eremomyces bilateralis CBS 781.70, 2283 nucleotides. RefSeq names its product Pkinase-domain-containing protein. Gene Ontology annotation, biological process: protein phosphorylation. Gene Ontology annotation, molecular function: protein serine/threonine kinase activity; ATP binding. Lineage: Eukaryota; Fungi; Ascomycota; Dothideomycetes; Eremomycetales; Eremomycetaceae. Bases 1 to 2283 code for a protein of 760 amino acids. The record is from RefSeq and is a predicted model, not a curated record. The transcript has 3 exons.